Molecule: messenger RNA, 2319 nt
Organism: Prorocentrum cordatum
Lineage: Eukaryota; Dinophyceae; Prorocentrales; Prorocentraceae
Source: the annotation of a GenBank genome assembly
AUGGCCCAAGAUGGCUGGCACAGCAGUGGUGGGAAGGCUCGUCAGCAGUACCACGACCCGUGCCCGCACUGCAAGUACCGCUGGAACUUCAAGAACAACCACUGGUGCUACCAGUGCGCGGGGGCCCUGGUGUCGCAGCCAGACGGUUCGAAGCGGCCGCUUGGGCAGUGGGCUUUUGGGCCGCCGCAGUUCUCGAACUCGCCGUUCCACGUUCAGCCUGCUGGGUCUCCCUUCGCCGACCCGACGCCGUCGCAGGCGGCAGCGGCAGCCGCCACGGGCUCAGGCAAAGGUCGUGGCAAGAAAGGCGCUCCGCCGCCAUCGCGGGGGAAGGCCAAGGCGAAAGCCGCCGCCUCCGCGGGCCAUGUCGACAGGCGUCCGUGGGUAUACCACCAGGGCUGGUACCCGUACGGCGGCGCAUCAGCUCCACUCGAGUCAGCCGAUCCGAUGGCGGCCCUGCGGGCCAAGCUGGGCGACGACGGCACCGAGGCGCUGGCAGCAGUGGAGGCCCUCCUCGCCAAGAAGGAAGCCCCGCCUCCUGCUGCACCGCGGCAGCCGCUCCUUGAGGAGGACGUCUCAACCAAGGGGGUGGCGUACCGUCGUGCAAAGUCCUGGCUCGAGCGUCGCUCUCUCAAGGUCUUGGAGGGUGAGGCCUGGCUGCAGGAGGCGCGUGAUGCUGAAGACCUUGCGGUCGCGGCUGCUGUCGAGGCCAAGCGCUCGUGGGAGGAGGCCUGUGCGAAGCAGCUCCCGCAGCCAGUGGCGGCGCCACCCGCUGCUGCAGGGGCAUCGUCGCUCAACCUGUCCACGCUCCUGGGCGAGGACAGCGAGGUCGAGGGGCUCACCAUCGUCGACGGCCCAAUUUUCAGCACGGAAGGCCUCGACCUCGACCUUGCGGACCUUCGCGAGUGGGAUCGAGUUAAGAACAACCUUGCGGCUGGCAUCAAGGCAGAGAUCUCCAAGGCGCUCGGCUCUUCAGCAGAGCAGCUCGCUGCUCUUCGAGCGGAGGCCAAGCAGGUGUCCUUGCGGAUGCAAGCGAAGCGCAGGGACUUUAGCAAGUCUACUGAUCCUGGCUUGCCGUCGACCUUUUACGGCGACAUCUUCAUGAGUGCUGCGGAGGAGCUCGUCUUCGAUCCGCAGUUGUACCUAGCCAAUCUCUACAAGGUCACGUUGAACGAGGGCUGCCCUACGCGUAUCUGUGAGCGCGCUUGGCGCGCUCGGCGCAGCCAGCGUGCUCGCGAUUUGCAGAUGCUGCGGAACUUGGAGUCCGAAGAUCACGAGUUGUGGCAGGAGGAGCUGCAGCGACAAGCGAUGGCGCUCAUGGAAGCUCUGGAGACCCUCGACACCCGGGCGCCGCAGCGGCGCGUGCAGGGCGGCUUCCAGGUGGCAUUCCCCUUUUGCGGGCGUCCCCACCUUGCAGCGCCGCCCGACCAGGGCAGUCAGGCCCCCGCCCACAAGUACUACGGCUACUGGCAGUUUGGCUUCAGUUUCCGCGCCUCUUUCGGGUUCGGCCAGUUUUGCGAAGAUUGCCACCUGUGCUUCGGGCACCGCGAGUGGGUCUCAGGAGGCGUCAACAGGAUGCCCUUCCAGCACGGGGUGCAUUUCCACGGGUGCUUCGAUGGCUCCGCCCUCGACUCAGAUGACUUCGGCGCCAGAGGUCAUCUCGGAACCUUGGAGUUCAUGGGCGACAAGCGGAAAUAUUGGCGAUCCUUGUGGACUGACGCAGUUGACGACGUUGAGGAUAAGGUAAAGACUCGCAUGGUUGCGUCUGCUACUGAGUUCAAGCAGGGUUUGGAUACUAUGCGGUUGGUGGUCCCCCCUAAGACGAUGCUUAUCUCGAGUGUGAUCAGCUUGGACAUAAAGUUGGCCAAGAAGCUUCGUCACAAGUCUAUUCCAGUGCAGUAUUGUUUGGAGGCGGUAGACCUUGGUGUCGACGCCACAGGCAGGGUUCGAAGUUGGAUCGGGCGCUUCGCGUCUCCCCUCGAGUUUGUGACGUUCGGCAGCGCGUUUCGUUGCAGGAGUUGCGAGGUGCUGUGUGAUAAGAAUGACCUCUUAGAGGAGGCGAUUCCCAAUGUCGUCUUCCUGACCGGUCCGUGGGACCCACUGAACGUGGUGCAGAGGUCCGCGGAGGUGUUGCCGAAGGGUGCGGAGUUCCGCUUCUACAACUACUCCCAGAUGGACCAGUCGGUCCUGGAGAUCUCCCCGCUCCUCGAGCGGGAGGGCGUCUACAACCGACGCCUUCCAGAGCCUGCGCCCACGGUCUUUCCGCACGGACCUGUGGCGCUACAUGGUCCUCUGGCAGAGCGGGGGACACGCCCGACCUAA